GUAAGUAAAUAAUAGAGAGAAGUAAAGUGUUCAAUCAACAUUGAAGAAAAAUGAGAGAAGUGUGGCAAGUUUCCCUUGCAGUUAGUUGCAUCAAGCUUCUCCUGAUUCCUUCUUAUCAUUCCACAGAUUUUGAAGUUCACAGAAAUUGGUUAGCAAUAACCUUCAGCAGACCAAUUGAACAGUGGUAUUAUGAGAAAACCUCAGAAUGGACGUUGGAUUAUCCCCCUUUCUUUGCAUGGUUUGAACAUUUCCUUGCCAAGGUGGCCUAUUACUUUGAUAGAGACAUGCUAAAUGUUGAGAAUCUGAACUAUGCUAGUGAGGCAACUGUACUUUUCCAGCGACUUUCUGUUAUUGUAACAGAUUUUAUACUGGUGCUAGCUGUCAAAAAGUUUUGUGCUUACAUGAAGACCUCUGUAUGGAAAAAAUCAAAAACUUCUGAUGAAAGUUUAUUCAACAAUAAAUCCUUGAUAUUUUCUGUCCUUGUUUUGUGCAACUUUGGACUCCUGAUAGUGGAUCAUAUUCAUUUCCAGUAUAAUGGGUUCAUGUUUGGAAUUCUUAUAUGGUCGAUGACAUGUAUGUUACAGGAUCAGUUCAUUUGGUCGGCUUUAUGGUUUGCUGUUCUGCUCAACUUCAAACACAUUUAUCUCUACAUUGCUCCAGCAUACUUCAUAUACCUUCUGAGAAACUACUGCUUUAAAGCAACAGGGGGAAGUCUCCAGUGGUCAUCGUUUUCUCCAUUUCGUCUCAUAACUCUUGGUUUUGUUGUUAUUUAUGUGUUUGCCUUGUCUUUUGGACCAUUCAUAUAUUUGAAACAAGUGCCACAAGUUUUGUCUCGGUUGUUUCCCUUUAAGAGAGGACUGUGUCAUGCCUAUUGGGCUCCAAACUUUUGGGCUUUAUAUAACUUUGUUGACAAAACUUUAACAAUAGUGGGGUCAAGGCUACAUCUGACAACAGGCACCCCCUCAGCUGUGAUGACUGGGGGGUUAGUACAAGAGUUCCACCAUGUGGUGUUGCCAUCAGUCCCUCCUGUGGUUACAUUGCUGGCUACAGUUACUUCUAUUCUGCCUGCCAUGUAUUACCUGUGGAGUAAGUCCAAGGGUCCGGAGGGCUUUGUCAGGGCAGUGGUACUGUGUGCUUUUGGAUCUUACUUGUUUGGUUGGCAUGUUCAUGAAAAGGCCAUUCUUAUCAUCAUUUUACCAUUAUGCCUGCUAGUGUUCAACAAGAGAGAAGAUGCCUCGAUUUUUCUGAUCCUUUCCACUACGGGACAUUAUUCCCUCUUUCCAUUACUUUUUACAUCAGCUGAAACAACAACAAAGAUUCUAUUGAUGCUAGCAUAUUCUGUGUUUGCCUUUUCUAGUCUAGGAUACAUAUACAAAUCAAAUUGGAGCUGGCGGUCCCUUCCUCUUCUUAAUUCACUUGAAUCCUUGUAUAUAGUUGGACUUAUACCAUUAGAAGUGUGGAACAGUGCAAUAUUUCCAUUUUUAGACUUUUCAGAACAGUUUCCAUUCCUACCUUUAAUGCUAACCUCAGUUUAUUGUUCAUUUGGUAUUGUAUAUUCCUGGAUCAAAUUUUAUAAAAUAACUUUAUUUGAUAGAAAAUUGAAAUCUCAAUAAAAAAUGAAAUCCAGCA
Molecule: messenger RNA, 1629 nt
Organism: Magallana angulata
Lineage: Eukaryota; Metazoa; Mollusca; Bivalvia; Ostreida; Ostreidae
Product: probable dolichyl pyrophosphate Glc1Man9GlcNAc2 alpha-1,3-glucosyltransferase
Exons: 13
Coding region: 51-1613 (520 amino acids)
Biological process (GO): protein N-linked glycosylation
Cellular component (GO): endoplasmic reticulum membrane
Molecular function (GO): dolichyl pyrophosphate Glc1Man9GlcNAc2 alpha-1,3-glucosyltransferase activity
Source: RefSeq, a predicted model, not a curated record